CCGGUCGGUUUACGCCCUUCUUUUCAGAUUCGUUUGUCAUUCAAAUCGAAAACGACGAAGGCGGAGAGAGAGCAAAACCUCGAAGGUCAAAGCGGAGGGCCAUGGCUCGUGGGCAGCAGAAGAUUCAGUCCCAGCAGAAGAACGCCAAGAAGGCAGCCGAGAAGAAGAAAUCUCAUGGCGCUGACCAGAAGACUGCUGCUAAAGCCGCUCUGGUCCACACCUGCCCGGUCUGCAGGACACAAAUGCCUGACCCUAAAACCUUCAAACAGCACUUUGAGAGCAAACAUCCCAAGUCUCCCAUGCCUCCUGAGCUGGCGGACGUUCAGGCAUAAAGGACCUUUUGAUGGACCUGAUACACAGUGACCACAGAUUAGAUGUUGAAUCACGGCACCAGGAGGACGUUGUUGAUUUCAGACACUGGGACCUGUCAGUAUUCAUGGACAGCGGUUUGGGAACAGAAGGAUGUGUGUAUGUGCUGUGUACGUACGUGUGUUUGUGUAAGAAAAAAAAAAAUAAGGAAGGGGCAGAAGUACACCAGCACCCCGUUUUUAUAUUUAUUAUGUACAACUACCUUGUAAUUCCAGACGGGAGGGAUGGAGGGUUUUCCAAGAAAGCAGAACCAGCAAGAUUGCCUGCUAUUGUUGAAUGGUGAAUUAUUGGCUGAAAAUGGGGAUUGUUACUAAAAUUACAACUGUGAAAAGUCAAUCAGGAGACCUGUUUGUCUGGCUAGCUGACUGUUGUAAACACUGUGUAGUCUGAAUACACGGCACAUUCUAGGCUCCUUCUGCAGAUGUGGUGACGUGUGUUAAAUCUCACAUUUUCCAUUGU
Messenger RNA from Sphaeramia orbicularis (orbiculate cardinalfish), 828 nucleotides. RefSeq names its product zinc finger protein 706. The transcript is spliced from 4 exons. NCBI's taxonomy places the organism in Eukaryota, Metazoa, Chordata, Actinopteri, Kurtiformes, Apogonidae. Bases 102 to 332 code for a protein of 76 amino acids. The record is from RefSeq and is a predicted model, not a curated record.